AUGGCGGAGCUCUGUGACACUCUGGAAGCCCAUGAAACGGAUUCCUUUCUCCUCGCUGAAAGUGUUUUCGAUCCGGAAGACAGUCAAGAAAACGGGGGGAGUGUGAAAGACCGAGGGGAGGAGGAGGAGGAUGAAGAGGAGGAGGAGGAGGAGGAGGAGGAGGAGGAGGAGGAGGAGGAGGAGGAGGAGGAGGAGGCGGAGGAGGAGGAGGAGGAGGAGGAGGAGGAGGAGGAGGAGGAGGAGGAGGAGGAGGAGGAGGAAGAGGAGAGAGAAGAAAGGAAGCACGGAAAGGCCAACCCAGCUGGGUGA
Closterium sp. Naga37s-1 is the source of this 309-nucleotide messenger RNA. Lineage: Eukaryota; Viridiplantae; Streptophyta; Zygnematophyceae; Desmidiales; Closteriaceae. The record is from the annotation of a GenBank genome assembly.